Siniperca chuatsi (mandarin fish) is the source of this 1954-nucleotide messenger RNA. It is a transcript of the gene cxcr3.2, whose product is annotated as chemokine (C-X-C motif) receptor 3, tandem duplicate 2. NCBI's taxonomy places the organism in Eukaryota, Metazoa, Chordata, Actinopteri, Centrarchiformes, Sinipercidae. Gene Ontology annotation, biological process: chemotaxis; G protein-coupled receptor signaling pathway; immune response. Gene Ontology annotation, molecular function: chemokine receptor activity. Bases 149 to 1279 code for a protein of 376 amino acids. The transcript has 2 exons. Gene Ontology annotation, cellular component: membrane. The record is from RefSeq and is a predicted model, not a curated record.
AAAUUAGGACUUCUUCUUUCUGAUCCUCGCUCAUCUAGACAAGUGUGUCAGAGACUGUGAAAAAGGAUGUUUAGCUAAUGUGUUUAUGAGUACGUUCUCUUGACUGUUGUGUUUCAGCUGUUCUGCUGCCUCCUUGUUUGCAACAAAUAUGGAUCAAGUCACACCAACAGACGAUUACUGGAUCUAUGACUAUGAGAAUUAUACCACACCCCCUGACAUGAGAAGGAGUCAUGCAGUCCCAUGCUUACAGGAGGAUAUCUACAGUUUUGCACAGAGGUACUCCCCUGUUAUAUACAGUCUGGUGUUCCUCCUGGCUUUUGUGGGCAACGUGCUGGUGCUGUGUGUGAUCCAACGCUACAGAAACUCUCAGAGUGGUGCAGCCUGUGCCUUCUCUUUGACGGACACCUUCCUCCUUCACCUGGCCAUUUCUGACCUCCUGCUGGCCUUCACCCUACCUCUGUUUGCAGUGCAAUGGGCUCACCAGUGGGUGUUCGGCUUGGCUGUUUGCAAGAUCUCUGGUGCCCUCUUCUCCCUGAACCGCUACAGUGGCAUCCUUUUCCUGGCCUGCAUCAGCUUUGACCGCUACCUGGCCAUCGUUCACGCUGUCAGCUCUGGCUGGAAGCGCAACACCUGCCAUGCCCAGAUUGCAUGUGCCGUCAUCUGGGUGGGCUGCCUGGGCCUGAGUGGAGUGGAACUUACCUUCAAACAGGUAAUGCCAGUGAACACUGUAGGCCAUCAUAAGGUGCUCCUGUGCCAGGUGUGGUUCACUGAGAACUCCACACAGUGGCAGGUGGGGCUGCAGCUAAUCAGUGUGAUUCUGGGUUUUGGGCUUCCCUUGCUGAUCAUGCUCUACUGCUACAUCCGGAUCUUCAGGUCUCUCUGCAAUGCCACUCGCCGCCAAAAGCGCAAGUCUCUCCGCCUCAUCAUCUCCUUAGUGUCUGUGUUUGUCAUCUGCUGGGCACCGUACAACUGCUUCCAACUAACAGACAGUCUACAAAGGCUGGGCGUGGUGACUGGAGGUUGCCAGUUUGGCCGUGUAGUGGACAUUGGGACUCUGAUAACUGAAAGUGUGGGGCUGUCACACUGCGCCCUGAACCCUCUGCUGUAUGGCUUUGUGGGGGUGAAGUUCAGGAGAGAGCUGGCCAGAAUGUGUAAAGGGUUGCUGGGACAGAGAGGCUGGCUGGGGAUGCAGGAAUGGAGGGAGAGGAGGCCUAGAAGAACCACGGGAUCAUUCAGUUCUGCAGACAGUGAAAACACGUCCUACUCUGUCAUGGUGUGAAACCGUUUAGAGAAACAGGAAAAGAGAGAUGCGCGAAGAUAAGUGUGUGUGUUGUGUAUGUGUGUGUGUGUGUGUGUGAGGAGGCUUGUGGUUAAGAGAUAAGUAGAAAGCAAACUGAAGUGAAUUCAGAGAAAGGAUUAAAUAAAAAUAUAUACUCAUAUAUACUCAGUUUAAUUAAGACUUUAAAAACAUUCUCAGAGGGAAAAGCUUUCUGCCUGUGAUGUAUUUCUUCCACUGGUGCUUUGCCAUCUGGUCGCUGAUAUGGUGCAGCUCACAACACAUGUAACCUUUUUGUGAGAACCUUUUGUGUCCAUAGGUCAAAUCUUGUGAAACAUCAAAAUUUCUGCAUACUCCAGUUAAAAUGUAGCAUGUGGCUUCAAUAUUCAGAGUUAUAUUUUAUCCUUACACUUAGUAAGGAUGCAGUAAAACAAGUUAUAGCUUAUAAAACAGUGAAAACGGCUGUAUAUGUGAAAAGUUGUGCGUGUUCAAAUUCUAAUUUUCUUUUUUUGAUAUACAGCUGUUCUUGCAGCUGUGUGCUUCAAAAUUGAACUUGGUGUUGCAAAAGAGGAAAUACAGUAUGACUAAUUUUGAUUUUUUUUAAAUCCAACCUCUUUGUUAUGUACAAAGAUUUUUAUAAUAAAUAUUUUGGAAUAAAAAUAUAUAUAUGCAUCAACA